This is a messenger RNA of Orbicella faveolata, 2479 nucleotides long. RefSeq names its product neuronal acetylcholine receptor subunit alpha-3-like. The record is from RefSeq and is a predicted model, not a curated record. Gene Ontology annotation, molecular function: transmembrane signaling receptor activity; acetylcholine-gated monoatomic cation-selective channel activity. NCBI's taxonomy places the organism in Eukaryota, Metazoa, Cnidaria, Anthozoa, Scleractinia, Merulinidae. Gene Ontology annotation, cellular component: postsynaptic membrane. Gene Ontology annotation, biological process: monoatomic ion transmembrane transport.
UAAAGUUGAUCAAAAUAGCGAAAAGUUCACAUAACUACUCAAAGGUUUAAAAUUUAUUGGUCGCACAUUGGGGUUUUAUCCACAAGCUCAAAACGUGGAACCGCAUAAAUGGUUUCAAUAGAGGUGUUUUUCGUUUCAAUAGAGGUAAGUGAAAAGCUCACAAAUACAUGUUCCGCUUGUCUUUCAGGAUGUCUACAAAAAGAUCUACAAUGAAGCAGCAUUCAUUCACCGGGCCCGUAACAAAGAUCCUUUUGAUGGAAUUGCUAGUAAUACUCUUCACUUGCCGAAGCGUCGAAGCGACAAGGAACUUUACCCAGAAUCCUCAUCAGCGCCUGCUGGAGCAUUUAUUUGCAAGAUACGACAGAGAUGGUCAUCCGGGGGGAGGAAGAAGUGUGAAAGUAUGGGUAGGAGCCAAAGUUGUCAGGAUUGUUAACAUUGAUGAAAAGAACAAUGCAUUGCAAGCUCAGUGGUGGAUGAAACAGGACUGGAACAAUCCAGAUCUUACAUGGAAUCCAAAGGACUAUGAUGGAUUAACAACUGUUUACGUUGAACCAUCUAAAGUCUGGGUCCCGGAUGUUCUUUUGUAUAACAAUGUGCUUUCCAGUGCUGACAAAGACAUGGACGCUGCUGGAGCGUUGGAGAAGUACAAAACCAAAAUCUCAGUAUCCUACGAUGGCAAUAACUCUUGGAUGGCGCCUGCCAUGUUUCAGAGCAUCUGUAAAAUUGACAUCAAGUAUUUUCCUUUUGAUGAGCAGCAUUGCUACAUGAAGUUCGCCUCCUGGGCGUAUGACGUCAGUAUGCUUGACGUGUAUGUGAACUAUCCAGAGACUGGUAUAUUAAAUGGGAUAUACCAGCCCUCCAACGAGUGGGACUUGAUUGGCGUUGUUUCAGUAAGAAACGAGGUAAAGUACACUUGCUGUCCAAAUCCAUACUCUGAAGUGUUGCUGACCCUAAAUCUGCAACGCUACUCAAGAUAUUACAUCAUUAACCUGGUGUUUCCGUGUGCGCUUAUCGCCUGCAUGGUGUUUUUUACAUUUGUUCUGCCGCCAGAGUGCGGCGAGAGAGUUUCCCUGUGUAUCACCAUUCUUAUGGCUAUGACAAUCUUCCAGGAGUUGACCUCAGAGAAGCUACCGCCUAGUUCUGAUACUUUCUUUCUGAUUGGCACUUACUACACCGUAGCAAUCUUUGAAAUUGGUUUAGCGAUAGCAGCAACCUGCAUCGUCUUGAACUUCUACUACAGCAAAACAAAGAUGCCGGGCUGGAUCAAAACCGUUCUUCUCAAAACAUUGGCGCCACUUGUUAGAGUAAAGAUCAGAAGGAGGCGCCUUUCCACAAGAGAGAGUCAGCGGCCAACGGAGAAUGGACAUGCGCAAGACGUUAUUCAUAAUCCAACGUUUGAGCCCUUUAGUCACGCUGAUUUAGGACUGAGUCGGGAUUGGGUGGGAGACGUUUUCGAACAAAAUCAAAACGUGUCGAUAACGUCCGUUAACUUGAGAAAAGACAGUAUAAGUGUAGACGAAGAAGAAAACUCGAGUCGGAAUAUUAACAACGCUGGAAAGAAUUGUAAUGGUAUAACUUUAAGAAAUAUGUCAACAAAGCGAAAAGAGAACACUUAUAAAAAGGAAACAACGUCUGAGAUUAAUGAGCCAUCUUGGCAACAAGUGAUUGAAUGGCAAGAUGAAUGGAGAGCCGCUUCUCAAGUCUUGGACAGGGUCAUUAUUAUUACUUCAGUGCUUGUUGGAUGUGUCUCCGCUGCUGUGAUAUUCUUACAAGCUCCAAGAGUCAGGGAUAUGUUCUCCAUUUCAUAGAGAAAAAGUGCCUUAACAUGCCAUGGCUGGAAGAGAGUUGAGCAAGAGGUUUUCUGCUUCAAUAUUUACAAGACGACCAUGCCAUUGGUGGUCACAACACAGUAACUAAGUGGCCACGGGGGACAGAGAAAGGGGAAAAAAUGGUUCUACCAGAAGAACCUUAUCCUGUACUGCGAGAUACAACUUGAGAGAAGUGGGCAAAGUAUAAAAGGUAGAGCUCAUUCCUUAAAGGUUCGAGUACACCAGAAAUAUUAUAACUUCUGGUAACAAUGAUUCCAUGGCAAGACAAAGGAAGAAGUUAACCGAUUUCCAUAAAGGGAAUGUUGGCUAAAAAAACCAGUUUUGUUCCAAAUCAAAAGUUUGUGUUUAUUGUUUCAGCGAUUUGAAAUCGAUAAUUCUUUGCCUGGUUUGAAUGCUGUGUUUACUUUCAGCUAUUUUAGGAUUUCAAAUUUCCAGCGGGCCGCCAUGUUUAUUUUUGCAAAGCGUGAUGGGAAAUUGUGACGUUAAUGCGCCGUUGGACGUUUUUAAAACACAGCGUCGUUUGAAUCUAGAGACAAAAGUGCCUCUAAUCGUUUAUAUUUCAGCUUUUCAGCCAAGAUCCUCUUUACAAUGAGAGGAAUACUUUAUGUAAUAUUUCAGAAUACUGCGCCGGAUUAAAAAGCAAUGCAACA